GAGAGAGAGAGAGACCCCAACCCCUCUUUCAUUCCCCCCUCAUACACGUAAACUUUCCUUAGUGCCAAGAAAAGGAAAAGAGAGAAAAAAAGAAGAAAACUAGGAGAGAGAGAGAGAGAGAGAGAGAGCAAGACCAGCAAGGGAGGUGAGCGGCAGAACGGGCAGGGGUGGCUGACGCAAGACUAGAGGUACCCAGGCACUUGUUUUUGGCUGUGGAGGGUGCCAGGGUGCCACCUCAGUGUAGGGCGCCACGUGUGCCUACUGGGAAGUGCUAGGGCGGGAUGGACGGGGGGGCGUGUGGGUGGUGCGGCGAGGAGGCUGAGACCAAGUGUACUGGCUGCAGGCAAGUGUUCUACUGCAGCAAGGCGUGUCAGAAGCAAGGAUGGGAGAGACACAAGGAAGCAUGCAGGCCAUUCACGGUCACCAAGAGGAAGGCAGUGGGGCGGCUGCUGGUGGCGUGCCGGGACCUGGCGGUGGGGGAGGAGAUCCUGAGUGAGGUGCCACUGGUGUUGGGCCCCCGGCAGGAUACAGACCCCCAGGAAGCAGAGCGUGUGUGUCUGGGAUGCUACAGAAGGAUCUCGGGGGAAUACAAAUGUUCGCAGUGUUCCUGGCCUUUGUGUGGGAUGAAGUGUGAGUCCAGCCCGGAUCACCAGCCAGAAUGCAGCAUCACCAGGGCAGCCAGGGUCACCAUUGGUCACCACUGUGACCAGGAGGCACCAAACUACCCCUGCGACUUGGUGAUGACUCUCAGGUGUCUAGUGGAGGCAGGGCGGGACGGGGCGUGGGGGCAGCGCUGGAGAACCUGCACCGCUCGCCUCAACACCACCCGCUUACAGGCGUCCACACAGCAGGAACAGCAGGACCAACUACAGCUGGAGCAGGAGCACACACAGCAGAUGCAGGAUGUGAUCAAAAUGCUCCGGGAGGCCUUCAAACUGGACACUUUCCCGGACAUCAAUGCCUCGGACGCCUCAUUGAUGACUAUCUUAAGGCUGGUGAAGCUAAACCAGGUGCCCACAAAGAUGCCCUAUGCUGAGGUGAUAGGACUGUACCCCAUGGCCUCCCUCGUCAGCCACUCCUGUAUGCCCAACACCAAGACACUGUGGAAGGAUGGAAAACUGACAGUGCUGGCUUCAGACCCUAUAGCAAAGGGCGACCCCAUCACAGGCCUCUACACGGACAUCCUUUGGGGCACUCGGGCGCGCAGGGACCACCUCAGACUCACCCGGCUCUACCACUGCUCCUGCCGCCGCUGUGCUGACCCCACUGAGCUAGACACUAAUUUCUCAGCGUUGGUUUGUCGCCGGUGUAAAAAAAAUGUCCUACCAUCCAAUCCACUUGAUGAUGUGGCGCCCUGGCUGUGUCGCGGCUGUGGCAUGGAGGUCAGUGUGAAGGAUGCAGUGUCCCUCAGUCUGUCCCUGGGAGGCACAGUGGAGCAGGCGCUGGCUAACCCAACCAUCGACAGCUUAGAGGCCCUGCAGAAGGAGUGGCUGGAGAAGGUGCACCCCAACCACUACCACCUGCAUGCUGUCAAACACUCCCUCCUGCAGCUGUACGGCCGGACGCAGGAGAAGGCACACACCAUUGACAAGGACGACAUACACUGGCAGGAGGUGGACAAGAAGGAGACAGCAUGCAAAGAGUUCUUGACAGUGUGUUCCCGGUUGGACCCAUCCACGGCCCACACAGCUCACUACGUUGGCCUUACUUUCUACGAGUACAACAAGACCAUACUGCAAAAUGCCCUGAGGAGCUUUGCCUUCAAGCGCAUCUCCCGCCAGCAGCUCAAGAAACGCAUGCUUCUCUCCAAGGCACUGCUGAAAAAGACCAUGGAGAUAUUCCGAGAUGAGGCACCAGACACGCCAGAGAGCCAACUGUGCCACACUUGUGAGGAGGAGGUCAUACAGAUUGGCAAGUGGAUGUUGUGUGUAGAGCUGGUGUAGGGAGGGAAGAAGAGGGAAAAGAGAGGGGAAUGAGGGUGGGAAAGGGAGGGAAAACAAAGAAAAG
Messenger RNA from Portunus trituberculatus (swimming crab), 2007 nucleotides. Its product is annotated as SET domain-containing protein SmydA-8-like. The record is from RefSeq and is a predicted model, not a curated record. NCBI's taxonomy places the organism in Eukaryota, Metazoa, Arthropoda, Malacostraca, Decapoda, Portunidae.